GCUGCCCCCAGGAUGGGCAGCAGGAUCUGGUGCUGGGCUCUGGUCUGGGCCUCUGUGGCCUUGCUCAAGGUGUGGCCAGCAGAGAUCCAGGGCCAGGAAUACCCAGGAUUCACCGGAGAUGGUCAUGAAGCAUAUGACGGUUUGUGGCUUGGGCUCCGGGUUGCCCCCACAUCUUCAUCCACCCAGCAUGUCACCUUCAUCCCACCUGUCACUGUCUUCACUAGCGUGAGCCCCUUAAACGUGGUACACAAUGGAAGAGUGUGCAGCACAUGGGGUGACUUCCACUAUAAGACCUUCGACGGUGAUAUGUUCCACUUCCCUGGCCUCUGUAACUAUGUCUUCUCUUCACACUGUGGGGCCACCUACGAGGACUUCAACAUCCAACUGCGCCGUGGUCUGGAGGGUUCCAGGCCCAUGGUCACCCAUGUGGUCCUCAGGACCCAGGGGCUGGUGAUUGAGCUGUCCAAUGGCUCUGUCCUGGUGGACGGACAGGGGGUGGAGCUACCCUACAGCCGUGCAGGUCUUCUGAUGGAGAAGAGCAGUGGCUAUGUGAAGGUCAGCAUCCGGCUGGUCCUCACCUUCCUGUGGAAUGAAGACAGUGCCCUGCUCGAGCUGGACUCCAAAUAUACCAACCAGACGUGUGGGCUGUGCGGCGACUUCAACGGGCUCCCAGCUGUCAAUGAGUUCUACGCCCACAACUCCAGAUUGACCCCUGUGCAGUUUGGAAACCUGCAGAAGCUGGAUGGUCCUACAGAGCAGUGCCAGGAUACCUUGCCCUCAGCUGUCAACAACUGCACAGAUAGGGAGGACAUCUGUCGCCACGUCCUGCUUGGCCCUGCCUUUGCCGAGUGCCAUGCCCUGGUAGAUGUCAGCAUGUACUUGGAUGCCUGUGUCCAGGACCUGUGCCUCUGCCCCACAUGCCCAUGUGCCACUUUUGCUGAAUAUUCCCGCCAGUGUGCCCAUGCAGGGGGCCAUCCACAGAACUGGAGGAGUUCUGAUCUGUGCAACCGGACAUGCCCUUUUAACAUGGAACACCAGGAGUGCAGCUCGCCCUGUGUGGAUACCUGCUCCAACCCCCAACGCUCCCAGCUCUGCGAGGACCACUGCAUGGAUGGCUGCUUCUGUCCCCCAGGCACUGUGCUGGAUGACAUCAGACACUUGGGCUGUGUGCCCCUGCAGCAGUGCCACUGUACCCAUGGUGGUCACACGUAUGCCCCUGGAGAGUCCUUCAACACCAGCUGCAGCUCCUGCACCUGCUUCGGGGGAUUGUGGCAGUGCCAGGACUUGCUGUGCCCCGCCACCUGCUCUGUGCAAGGCGGGUCCCACAUCUUCACCUAUGACGAGAAAUUCUACAAUGUGCAUGGGGACUGCAGCUACAUCCUGUCCAAGAAAUGUGCAGAUAGCAGCUUCACUGUGCUGGUCGAUCUGCGGAAGUGUGGCGUGACGGAUACUGAGAACUGCCUCAAAGCAGUCACACUCAACCUCAACAGUGGGGACAUGGUCGUCCGGAUCCAGGCCAAUGGUGCCGUGUUCCUGAAUUCCAUCUUUACUCAGCUGCCCCUAUCAGCAGCCAAUGUCACCAUCUUUAGUCCAUCGUCCUUCUUCAUCAUGGUGCACACAGGCAUGGGGCUACAGCUGCAAGUGCAGCUGGUGCCCAUCAUGCAGGUGUUUGUCAGCCUGGACCCCUCCUACCAUGGCCAGAUGUGUGGCCUGUGUGGGAACUACAACCAGAACCAGGCCGAUGACUUCACAGCCCUCAGUGGGGUGGUGGAGGGCACAGGAGCUGCCUUCUCCAAUACCUGGAAGACUCAAGUCUCCUGCCCCAACGCCAAGAACAUCUUUGAGGACCCCUGCUCGUACAGCGUGGAGGCUGAGAACUACGCCCAGGAGUGGUGCUCCAUGCUCACUAAAAGCUCAGGCGUCUUCUCAGCCUGCCAUGCCACCGUCAGCCCAGCGCCCUUUUACUCGAACUGCAUAUUUGACACGUGUAACUGUGAGAAGAGCGAGGACUGCAUGUGCGCAGCCCUGUCCUCCUACGUGCAUGCCUGUGCCGCCAAAGGCGUGCUGCUCAGUGGCUGGAGGGACGGCGUCUGCACCAAGUACAUGAACAACUGUCCCCAAACCAAGAGCUACUCCUAUGCUGUGAGUACUUGUGAGCCUACCUGCCGCUCUCUGAGUGAGGCUGACGUCACCUGUGGCAUCUCCUUUGUGCCCGUGGAUGGCUGCACCUGUCCUGAAGGCACCUUCCUGGAUGACAAGGGUCACUGUGUGCCUGAUGAGGAGUGCCCCUGUUUCUUCCAUGGAACUGUGGUGGCUCCUAGAGAGUUUGUUACGGACAAUGGUGUGGUGUGCUCGUGUGAAAAUGGGAAGCUGACCUGUCUUGGAGCCCUGAUGCAGAGGAGCACAGAGUGCCAGGCGCCUAUGGUAUAUCUAGACUGUAACAAUGCCUCAGUGGGUGACCAAGGGGCUGAAUGCCUCAGAAGCUGCCACACACUGGAUGUGGACUGUUUCAGCACACACUGUGUCUCGGGCUGUGUGUGUCCCUCAGGGCUGGUAGCAGAUGGGAAUGGAGGCUGCAUUGCUGAGGAAGACUGCCCCUGCGUACACAAUGAGGCCACCUACAGACCUGGGGAGAUCAUCCGGGUAGACUGCAAUAACUGUACCUGCAGGAACCGCCGGUGGGAGUGUACGGAGCAGCCCUGUAUGGGUGCAUGUGUGGCCUAUGGGGAUGGCCAUUUUGUCACCUUUGAUGGUGAGCGCUACAUCUUUGAAGGCAGCUGCGAGUAUACCUUAGCUCAGGACUACUGCAGAGGCAACACCAGUACUGAUGGGACCUUCCGUAUUGUCACUGAGAAUGUCCCUUGUGGGACCACAGGAACCACCUGCUCCAAGGCCAUCAAGAUCUUUGUGGAGAGUUAUGAGCUGAUUCUUCAUGAGGGGAACUUCAAAGUGGUGGAGAGAGGGUCAAGUGGGGAGCUUCCAUACAAGAUCAGAUACAUGGGUAUCUUCCUGGUCAUUGAGAUCCGCAGUGGGAUAGUCGUGUCCUGGGACAGGAAGACCAGUGUGUUUGUCCGUCUGCAGCAGCAUUACAAGGGAAGGGUCUGUGGCCUGUGUGGGAACUUCGAUGACAAUGCCAUCAAUGACUUCACCACACGCAGCCAGUCUGUGGUGGGUGAUGUGCUGGAGUUUGGAAACAGCUGGAAGUUCUCUCCAUCUUGCCCAGAUGCACCAGUUCCCAAGGACCCCUGCACUGCCAACCCUUACCGCAAGUCCUGGGCCCAGAAGAAGUGCAGCAUCAUUAACAGUGCGACCUUUGCUGCCUGCCACUCCCAGGUUGACUCUACCAAGUACUAUGAAGCCUGUGUGCAUGAUGUGUGUGCCUGCGACUCAGGGGGUGAUUGUGAGUGUUUCUGCACUGCUGUGGCUGCCUAUGCCCAGGCCUGCCGUGAUAUGGGUGUGUGCUUGUCCUGGAGAACACCAGACAUCUGCCCUCUUUUCUGUGACUACUACAACCCUCACGGGGAAUGUGAGUGGCAUUACCAGCCCUGUGGAGCCCCCUGUCUGAAGACCUGUCGAAACCCUGCUGGACACUGCCUUGUUGAACUGCCAGGCUUGGAAGGCUGCUACCCACAAUGCCCACCCAGCCAUCCCUUCUUCAAUGAGGACCAGAUGAAGUGUGUGGACCAGUGUGGAUGCUAUGAUGAUGAUGGAAACUACUACAACAUUGGCACAGAGGUUCCUACAGCUGAGAACUGCCAGAGUUGUCUCUGCACCCCUGGUGGCCUCAGCUGUGUUCACAACCUUACAGCCUGCACAUGCACCUAUGAGGGCCGUACCUACCACUUCAAUGAUGUUGUCUACAACACCACGGACGGCCUUGGUGCAUGCUUAGUGGCCAUCUGCAAAGACAAUGGGACUAUAAUACGCACAGCUGAAGAGUGCCCUGAAGUCUUGUCUACCACACCAUUCACAUUCACCAGUACCUUGGCACCCAGUGCCACAACAGGCUCAGCUUCCACUGUGUCCACUGUGUCCCCUGUGUCCACUGUGUGUGUCCGGGAGGUCUGCCACUGGUCCAGUUGGUAUGAUCAGAGCUAUCCACAGCCUGGCAUGGCAGGUGGGGACUUUGAAACAUUUGAGGACCUGAGGCGCAAAGGGUAUCAGGUGUGUCAAACCCCUGCUGCCAUUGAGUGCCGUGCAAAGAAUUUCCCCAGCACGGACUUACAGGAGCUGGGUCAGAAGGUGGACUGUGACCCUUCCUGGGGGCUGAAAUGCCUCAACAGUGAGCAGAACCCCCCACUCUGCUACAACUAUGAGCUGAGGGUUCUGUGUUGUGAAUAUGUACCCUGUAGUUCCCCCAUGCCCUCAGGCGGAAGUACCACUCACUCCCAGCCUGAGACCGGUACUCAGACAACAUUCACAGUAUCUAAGCCCACACCCUCCAGGACCACAAAAAGGAAAGAGACAUCCCUGGAUACAACUCACAACUCAAGGAAAACAGUGGCAGUCACCUCAAAAGGAAGAACAGCUUCACAAUCCACUGUGUCGAGACACUCAGUCAGCAGCCUCCCCAUGACCAGCCCUACGUGGACUACAAUAGUGAAAGAGACCACCUUGCACACAACGCUUAGUUCCCAGCCAACAUCAGUAUUCACCUCACAGACAGGGUCCACUUCAACAGCCAGUGUGGUCACACAGUCAGUCAGCAGUCCCGUCACCUCCACCACCUGCCAACCCCGAUGCGAGUGGACAAAGUGGUUCGAUACAGACUACCCCAAGUCUGACAAAGAGGGAGGGGACAUUGAGACAUAUGACAGGAUCAGAGCUGCUGGGGCAGAUAUCUGUGAACAGCCUCAGGACAUCCAGUGUGUGGCCCAGAACUACCCCGAUAUCAGCCUGGACCUGUUGAAUCAGGAAGUGAAGUGUGAUGUCAACUUUGGUCUGAUGUGUCACAACAGGGACCAGCAACACAAAUUUGGGAUGUGCUUCAACUACAUGAUCCGUGUGCUGUGCUGCAGUGACAGCCACUGCCAGGGACCUGCCACCACUGCAGGGUCUCCCCCUACACCAGGCACUGCCACCACUGCCACUCAGACCCUGUCCUCCAAGCCUAUGAUCCGUGUGCUGUGCUGCAGUGUCAGCCACUGCCAGGGACCUGCCACCACUGCAGGGUCUCCCCCUACACCAGGCACUGCCACCACUGCUACUUCCAGGUCACUCACACAUACUUCCUGGCCUGUGUCCAACAUGCCCACCAGCACCAGCACCACAGAGUCUAUUUCUUCCCCCAGAAAAACCACUGGCCUCACCAUGGCUUCUUCCACAGCCACACCCAGGGAGGCCCAAACCUCGUCACGGCUAACCACUGGUCCCUCCUCAGCCCUUACAACCAGGAGGACCUCUUCUACAGGCUGUACGUUUCAAUGCACCUGGACAGAUUGGCUGGACAGUGACAAACCCCAACCUGGUCCCUUUGGGGGAGACAUUGAGACCUACUAUCAUAUUAGAAACAAGACAGGUAUCCAGAUAUGCGAGAAACCUGUGGACAUUGAAUGUGAAGCCGUCCUCUUCCCCAACAUGUCCUUCCAGCAGCUGGGCCAGGAGGUCGUUUGUAAUGUGGACUUUGGACUCAUCUGCAGGAACAGCAAACAGGCCAAAAACCAAACCUGUUUCAACUACCAUAUCCGUGUGCUCUGCUGUGAGGAAGACAUUAGCUGUUUCAGCACAACUGGCUCACUCUCUACCACCUCCAGCCAAGUCAGCAAGUCAUACUCCUCUACCUCCCUGACCUCACCUGGACCAUCCUAUUCUCCUGGAAGCACCACCAUGAGCUCAGCCACAGCUGCCUCCACCACCAAAGCUACCACCUCCUUAAAGACUGAAAAAAGCAUGAUGACCAACAUUAUCCACACAGGAUCUGCACCUUCCACACACCCAGUCAGCAGUCCCGUCACCUCCACCACCUGCCAGCCCCGAUGCCAGUGGACAAAGUGGUUCGAUACAGACUACCCCACUUCUGACAGAGAGGGAGGGGACAUUGAGACAUAUGACAGGAUCAGAGCCACUGGGGCAGAUAUCUGUGAACAGCCUCAGGACAUCCAGUGUGUGGCCCAGAACUAUGUCAGCCACUGCCAGGGACCUGCCACCACUGCAGGGUCUCCCCCUACACCAGGCACUGCCACCACUGCCACUCAGACCCUGUCCUCCAUUCCUCAGCCCAACACUACUCUGACUGUAACCAGGACUCACUCAGCUCCCACCACAGUCCCUCUUGUUACAUCCUCUGGCAGUAGUUCCCCACAUGUUUCUAAUGUCAAGGAAACUAGCAUCCCAGGAAAGACCUCUAUCCAUACAACAGUCAACAUCCUGCCUACAACAUUACAGUCUUCGACUCCUGCCUUGACAACAAAACAAACUUCCUCAACUGAAAUCUGGACAACAAUACUUACUGGUACAGCUGGUACUGUCUCCUCAAAACCCCCACCCACGAGCCUGGGGUUGACUACAGGCAUAAAAGAACUGUCUACCAGUCCACCAAGGACACAGACACUACCAGUCACUGCGACUAAUGCCACCACCAGCCAGGGCACAACCCACUGCCAGCCCAAGUGUAAGUGGACUGAAUGGUUUGAUGUGGACUCACCAACCUCAGGAGAAGUAAGAGGGGACAUGGAGACCUAUGAAAACAUCAGAGCUUCUGGUAAGAAGAUAUGCCAGACACCAGAGAAGAUUGAGUGUCAGGCAGAGAACUACCCUGCAGUGAGCAUUGAUAAGAUUGGCCAAGUAGUAAGCUGCAGCCUGGAGACAGGACUGGUCUGUAGAAAUGAGGACCAGACAGAUGAUUUCAAAAUGUGCUUCAACUAUAAUAUACGUGUGCUUUGCUGUGAUGAUUAUAGUGACUGCCCUACCACAACUGCUGUACCACCUACAUCCACCAUGAACAGCCCUAAAGUCAGCAGUGAGGUCUCCACCAUGGCCACCAGUUCAUCAGCAACACAAGGACACUCCACCAAAGCUACCACCUCCUUGAAGACUGAACAAAGCAUAAUGACGAAUACUAUCCACACAGAAUCUGCACCUUCCACACAGUCAGUCAGCAGCCCCGGGACCUCCACCACCUGCCAACCCCGAUGCCAGUGGACAAAGUGGUUCGAUACAGACUACCCCACUUCUGACAGAGAAGGAGGGGACAUUGAGACAUAUGACAGGAUCAGAGCCACUGGGGCAGAUAUCUGUGAACAGCCUCAGGACAUCCAGUGUGUGGCCCAGAACUACGGUCUGGUGUGUCACAACAGGGACCAGCAACAGGAAUUUGGGAUGUGCUUCAACUACAUGAUCCGUGUGCUGUGCUGCAGUGACAGCCACUGCCCUACGACCCCUUCCAGCACCACAAAGUCAACUCUGCCCUGGUCUACUCACACUUCCCUGGUCCCUUUCCCAAUCACAUCAAGCACUGAGUCCACUUUUCAGACCAAGCAUCCCUUCAGCUCCCCGGUACCAAGUACUCAAGCAUCCACAUGGACCACAUAUCCUGCCUCAGGAUGUGUACCUCAGUGCACGUGGACAGAAUGGUUUGAUGCAGACUUCCCUAACCCUGGCCCCAGAGGCGGGGACUUUGAGGUCUAUGCAGUGUUACGUGAAGUUGGCUUUGUCUUCUGUGAGCAUCCUAAGGACAUCCAGUGCCGCUCUGAAAAUGAGCCAGAAAGGCCCCUGGAAACUCUAGAGCAGGUGGUCCAGUGUGAUGUGCGAUUUGGGCUGAUAUGCAAGAAUAUCAACCAAGCGGGACCUUUGCAAUACUGUGACAACUACCAUGUGCGCUUCCUCUGCUGUGACAAUGUCAGCCACUGUACCACCUCACCUAUGGCCACCCUCUCCACCGCUCCUUCUUCCUCUCCCCUGCUGUCCACUCACGCUUCCCCAGCCUCGAAUACUAUGACUUCUUCACCUGUGGUCACUAGCUCUACUCACACCUCUCCAGUUUUGACCACCGGGACUUCAUCUGUAGCCACGGGCCCCACUGCGGCCCCCUCCACUGCUUCCGAGACCACUCACCCCCCUGAAGUUUCCCCCAGCAGCCAGGUGACCUUCAGCCUGUCUACUGCUUCUCCCUUGGGCCCUAGCACCCUCAGGCCUACUGUCCUUUCCAGCCGACCAUUUUCCCCGUCACCCUGUUUCUGCCAGGCAUUUGGACAGCUGUUCUUACCCGGAGAGGUCAUUUACAAUAAGACUGACGGAGCUGGCUGCCAACUGUAUGCCACCUGCAACCAGCACUGUGAUGUUGACCGCUUCCAGGGUGCCUGCCCCUCCUCUCCACCUCCAGGGCCCUCUACCUCUGCAUCUUCGCCUCCCCCACUCCCUGGCUGUGACAAUGCCACUCCUCCCCGGCAGGUGAAUGAGUCCUGGACCCUGGAGAACUGCACAGUGGCCAGGUGCCAGGGAAAUAACCAAAUCAUCCUCCUAGAGCCGGAGCCCGUGGACAAUGUCACCUGUGCCAACAAGCACUCGCCCAUCCAAGUGUGGGACCAGGAGCCUUGCCAUUUCCACUAUGAGUGUGAAUGCUUCUGCAGUGGAUGGGGGCGCUCACACUACCUGACAUUCGACGGCACCUCCUAUACUUUCCUGGACAACUGUACCUCGGUGCUCAUGAGAGAGAUUCUCCCUCGCCAUGGCAACCUCAGCAUCCUUGCUCACAGCUACUACUGUGGGGCUACCACCAAUGUCACCUUCUGUCCCCGAGCCCUCAGUGUGUACUACAACUCCAUGGAGAUUGUCCUCACCACCACCACCACCGCCAGUGGGAAGGAGGAGGGCCUGAUCAUAUGGGACCAAAUGUGGAUAAGCUCAGGUUUCAGUAAGAAUGGUGUGACAGUGUCCUUGAGCGGCAUCACCACGAUGAGUGUCAACAUUUCCACCAUUGGCACCAGCAUCACCUUUGAUGGGCACAUCUUCCAGAUAUGGUUACCCUACAGACACUUCAGCAACAAUACCGAGGGCCAGUGUGGUACCUGCACAAACAGCCAGGCAGAUGACUGCCGCCGGCCAGAUGGCACCACAGCUUCCAACUGCCAGGACAUGGCCAAAGACUGGCUGGUGCCGGGGAACAGCAGCAAUGGCUGCUUAGCUCAGCCUAGCCCUUCCCCAAGCACCACUCCCCAGCCCUCAGUGUCCAGUCCACCCACCUCUACCCCAUGCCCCACUGUACCCCUCUGUGAGCUGAUGCUGAGCCUGGUCUUCGCCGAGUGCCACACGCUCAUCCCUCCAGACACCUUCUUCAGUUCCUGUGUCAAUGACUACUGCAAUACCAAUGUUACUGACAUGCCCUGUCAAAGCCUGGAGGCCUAUGCCACACUCUGCCGGGCCCGGGGUGUGUGCACCAACUGGCGUGAUGCCACUGGAGGGCUUUGUGACCUUCCCUGUCCACCCACUAAGGAAUACAGGCCGUGUGGACCUCUGUACCCAGCAUCCUGCAGCUCUAGAACCCUGAACAUUUCAACUGAGAUGCUGGCAGAGGGCUGCUUCUGCCCUGAGAAUCAGCUCCUCUUCAACUCACGCAUGGACAUCUGUGUGCUGGAGUGUCCCUGCGUGGGACCUGAUGGGCUACCCAAGUUUCCGGGAGAACACUGGAUCAGCAACUGCCAGUCUUGCGUGUGUGACCCCAGCUCUGUGUCAGUGCAGUGUGAGCCGGUGCAGUGUGAGAGCCAGGAGCCCCCACAGUGCACAGAAGCCGGCCUCGUGACCAUGACCAGGUCCAAACCUGACAACCCAUGCUGCCCCGAGACAGUCUGUGUCUGCAAUACAACCACCUGCCCCAAGAGUCAGCCCAAGUGUGAGCCAGGGCACGAGCUGAUCCACACCUAUGAGGAGGGCCGCUGCUGCCCCAGCUUCAUCUGUCGACCUAUGAUGUGCACAUACAAUGACACCCUCUAUGGGGUUGGGGCAAACUUCUCAGGGAACGAUCCCUGCCAAACAUGCACCUGCUUCUCUAUGGGCCAUCAAGAACCCAAAGUAGAGUGUAGAGAGAUCCUUUGUACCACCUCCUGCCCCCAGGGCUUCAAGUACAUGCUGAAGCCAAAGCAGUGCUGUGGGGAGUGUGUACAGAAUGCCUGCUUCACGCCAGAUGGCCAGGCAAUGCAGCCCAAUGAAACCUGGGUGAAUAGUCAUGAGGACAACUGCACUGUGUACCACUGUACGGAUGAGAAUGGAAUCCAUCUACUGACUCCAAUGCCCCCAGACUGCCCUGAUGUGUCCAACUGUACGGGAACCCUAAGGAAAACAGGUUGCUGUUAUUCCUGUGAACAAAACGACUCAAGUACAUGUCAAGUGCACAUAAACACAGCCAUCCUGCGGUAUAAGGGCUGUGAAACAGAUGUGGCAGUCAACAUCCCCUUCUGCAAGGGCUCCUGCUCUGCAAUGUCCAAGUACUCCAUGGAGGCUCAGGCCAUGGAGCAUCAGUGCACCUGCUGCCAGGAGAGCAAGGUUCAUGAUGUAGCAGUGACCAUGCAGUGUCCCAACGGUACAGUCAUCCAGCACACCUAUAGCCACAUUGAUGAGUGCAGCUGUGCCCUGGCCUGCAGCUUCCUGCCCAUGACCUCCAUGAACACUCCCUAGAGCCCAGUGCUGGAAGGCAAUUGCAUCCCCCAACCCCUCAUGUCCCGCCACCUGGAGCAGAGCCUGUAUGACUGACCAUGAAAACCUUAGGCAGGCCUGCUCCAUGUGGCCCACAAGAACCCUCUGUGGCUCCCACUGCCCUGCUCCACCCUCUGCCUGCCACUUGGUGAAACCAGUAUCAUGGAGGGUAAUGAAGGGACAACUAACAUCCCCUUGAAGAGGGUGCCAGGCAAGGAUUUGGUCCUUGAAGGACCCUCUUGGCUGUCUUGGCCUCAUCCUCUGUGAUGACAUAUAAAUGUCUUGGAGCAAAACAGAGAGCCUAUGACUAUAAGGCUCCCCACAGCAAGCCUGUAUGCCCUUCAACACAUAAAGAAGUCCUCUGCCAGUCAUCUCAAGAGCACAAAGGCAGAUGGGAUUGUCCAAGCAAGACAAGCUACCAGGGAGCUGUCAGGCAAGGUGGCUGCCUGCUGGAGGGGCCCUGGGAUCUGGGGUUGGAGAGGGGCCUGUGCUCACCCAGCCCGAA
Molecule: messenger RNA, 11131 nt
Organism: Peromyscus maniculatus bairdii (prairie deer mouse)
Lineage: Eukaryota; Metazoa; Chordata; Mammalia; Rodentia; Cricetidae
Source: RefSeq, a predicted model, not a curated record